AUCAAAAGGAUUUUAUCCAAAGAGAAAAAAAAGAUUGAUUUGGUCGAUUCACAGGAUUUGAUUAGCCUUGAUUCAUGGAAUUGAUUGGCAAAAUUUGUGUUGGCGCAUUGCAUCAAUCAAUGUGGAGGGGUCCGAUCAGGUUGCUUUUCUUAUUCCUUGCCGCGACGCCGCCUCUUUCCUCCUCUGAGCUGCGGCGUCCGAGGCAACUGUAUGUUCCCCGAUCAUUUUCGGAUGCGAUGAAAUUGCAACAAAUCUCCUCGAUCAAAUCUUUUAGGACGCGUUAUCAAUCGCAAUCCAUAUCACUAUCCCUAACCCGAAUCUGGCCGGAGUGAGGGGGAACAGCUGCGCCAUCCCACUGGUCGCCGCCGCCGCCGGAGUGCCAGCGCCCUCGCACUCCUCCUCCGUCGGGGCGUCCUCGUCGCAGCCGUUGGUCUCCCUUUCUCACCAACGCCGUACUUGCGGGUCUCUCGCUUCCGCCGCGCCGGCCGUGGCACGGACGCACCGACGACUCCUCCAGGUGGGCGCGGCAGCCAGGACGGACUCCACCGGCGUGCCUAUCGGAUUCUACACGCCUCUUUUCGAGCAGCAAAGAUGGCGGACUCGAGCAAGCAGGUCGGUAUGGACACCGAUGGUGGUGGUGCGGCGGCCGCGGCUGUGGAUGGACAGAAUCUGCCGGUUCUUGUGACUAACCGUAAGCGGGAGCUCACACUGGAGGGGAAGGCUCUACCUGUGGAUUGUUCUGGUCGUCGUCGCAUCGAUUUGGAGAAAGAUUUAUCUAUGAUUGGAAGUCCGUUCACAAAACACACGAGUGACAAGAAUGGGGACAACAACGAGAUGAGGGAUGUGGAUGAGCGGUGCACUAUGGAUGUUGAUAACACCGAGAUGAGGGACGUGGUGCAUGAGCGGGACGCUAGGGAUGUCGAGCUAGGUGAUAUGGCUGCUGCCAAGGAGCUUGAGCAAGGUCACAUGGCUUCUGUGAAGGAGGAGUCGGAGCUCAUUAAGGUGGUUGAGGUUCUUCACAUGGCUCGCUGCCGGGAGAUCACUGAGUACAACCUCAAGCUGGGUCGCUAUGUUCCUACCCGAUUUUGCUUUCGGAACAUAGCCUUAUUUGACCUUGAUAAAGAGUCAAAACUUGGGCGUGGGCCACCGGUCAAAUCGCUCAAUUGCUCGGAAUAUACAUGGAUGGUGCACUCUAUGAAUAUCUCAUCUAUCAAGGUGACCGAGUCUGAUGUGGGUUACCCUAUCAGCGUAUUUGGCACUGUGUUGGCUAGGGAUGAGUAUGACUUCAGGUGUGUCUAUUUGUUCAGGCGUGACAGGGAUGAUCCCCAGCUCAUCACUUCACCGGAGGAUACACUAACACUGACAGGACCUAAUCGUGCACUUGGUGCAUUAGAUAGAGUGUAUUUUGAGUUCCAUCUGAAGGUUAGGGUGGAUGGUGAUGUUGACAAAGUUUUUUGCAAAGGUGUGCGUGAACACCAUGCUGAUGCUUGUCUAAUUCGACCCGUGACUUUAUGGCUACGAAGCUGUCUGAGUACUGUCAUUUUGGUGUAUUCGCCUGUUGAAUCAGCCAUAGAAGCUUGUGUUGCAGUCAACAUUCAAGGGGUUGUAUCCAAUUUCAAUGGCAAAGUAACUGCUUGGACAACUGAAGACCAUGAAAACAAAAUCGUUCUGUAUGAGAGUAAAGUGGCAGGCACUAAGACAGUACUUGGGGUUGAUGGAUCUGUCGAGUUAACUCGUCGUUUUGUAGCUGUUGAACUGGAAGAUAUACUUGUGCUCAACAUAUGUGUUUUUGAGGGUGAAGACGAGGCUGAAUUUGAGCUCUAUCUAGGACAAAAUGAUGAAGAAUGCACUCUCGAGCAAGGCCCUUAUAAGCUACAGGUGAAGAUUAGUUGGACGGCUGCCAUGAAGAAGCGAUGGAGGGAAAGGUCCAUGAAACUUGGUCGCAAGUUCGUGUUGGUGCGAUAACACGAUGUCAAUGUAAGCUGUUCCAUCUCAAGAAGUGCUGCCUUGGUAUAACAAUAAAAAAUGUACAACUGAUCUUGUACAUGCUCUUGUACAUGUACUAUUUAGUUUGCCUUGGUAUAACGAUGUACUGGUAGUCUGCAAGACUUAGGUACUACCCAAUGAACGACAAUGAACAUUGAUGGGUCUAGGAUUGGUGUGGUUCUUCAUCAUAAAAUCUAUUAAUGUUAAUUAGCAGGUUGCACGCUCGUUUUCGUGGCUAAA
Messenger RNA from Oryza sativa Japonica Group (Japanese rice), 2226 nucleotides. RefSeq lists its product as uncharacterized. The record is from RefSeq and is a predicted model, not a curated record. Lineage: Eukaryota; Viridiplantae; Streptophyta; Magnoliopsida; Poales; Poaceae.